AUGAAGAUCGCCGCGGUGUCACAGACGCCAGGGCGGGAUUCAGGAGAAGUGCCGGGAGACUCGUCCCGACCUACGAGGCAACCGGUCCCAGAAGUAGAAGUGGCUCCUUCUCCCCCUCGACAAGAAGAGCCACCACCUCCACCUAUUCCUUUUAACGCAGAAGGCGGGCCUUCCCAACCUACCGUGAGGACCCUGUCUCGAGGCGCCCAGGCUCAUGAACUUGAGGAGGCUCGGGCGCUCCGAACUGCUGACGUUGCUCGCCUUACUGAAGAGAUCAGAGCGAAAGAAGAAGAGGCUGUAACAAGGAAUGCUAGUGCCUAUGUGAAUGCCCACAGUGAUCUCCUGGCUGAGCUUAAGAGGCGUUAUCCCGGGGAAGACUUCUCGUGGAUGAUGGAUCUGGCCCCUCAAGACGAAGAGGAGAGCGAGGAGGAAACCGAAGGAGAGAGAGAGACUGAGCGAAAUGAUAUGGAUCUUGCUUCGCAGAGAGUAGUAGAUGAAAAAGUGGAGAGUCAUGCUUCAUCCAUGGUAGAAGCUGGAGGCAGGGGAGAACCUACUCCACCAAUGCCAGAGGCGCCUACACAGCCUCAGCAAGCCAUGUUUGAACAAAUGGCUACUUUUCUUCAGACAGAUGGCAGGGGUUAUACCACUGCUACCACCCCCAAAGCAGAAGUCCCAUUUGGAAAAGCUGAGAAAAUAUGGAGCUGUGGACUUUCUGGAAAAGAAGGAAGAUGA
Hevea brasiliensis (rubber tree) is the source of this 732-nucleotide messenger RNA. RefSeq lists its product as uncharacterized. The coding region runs from base 1 to 732 and encodes 243 amino acids. The transcript is spliced from 3 exons. The record is from RefSeq and is a predicted model, not a curated record. Lineage: Eukaryota; Viridiplantae; Streptophyta; Magnoliopsida; Malpighiales; Euphorbiaceae.